Acanthaster planci (crown-of-thorns starfish) is the source of this 4039-nucleotide messenger RNA. Its product is annotated as monocarboxylate transporter 13-like. NCBI's taxonomy places the organism in Eukaryota, Metazoa, Echinodermata, Asteroidea, Valvatida, Acanthasteridae. Gene Ontology annotation, molecular function: monocarboxylic acid transmembrane transporter activity. The record is from RefSeq and is a predicted model, not a curated record. Gene Ontology annotation, biological process: transmembrane transport.
GUGGAAGGUGAUGAAAGCACCAUUGCGCCAACCUGACUCCACUUGACACUGAGGAGCGUCAGAUAAUAGACUUGUCAGUGCGAGACAUCAGCUGCACCAUAUUCCCCUACCUCCUCAGGCAUGGGCGUCUUCAGGGAUUUUGGGUGGAACACCUCACGUUCCCCUUUCCCUUCACGACGCCCCCGUCAAGUGGCCUUAAUUUGGUUCCACAGUUCCUUAACUUUCGCAUUCGUGUACGUACGUCACUGUGACCUGUACACCGGUAUGUGCACAAUGGCUGUUUUGUGUGGGUUUUUGUACAUACAAAAAUCGCGGAUUUACAAAAGGUUCCCCGCACAUUUUGGAGUUGUCCCCAACUUUCAACUUGUCCCAUAGUCAUUGUAAUGAAACACACCCAGUCACUAUUGUAGUCGCCGAGACCCUUAUUGGCAUUGCUCGCUGAUCAGCGACGAAAGAAGGCUGUUUCAUUACGUGUAUUUCUUUCCCCUAGUCCCCGUUGUUCAGAUUAUGUUUCUCUAGAGCCACGAACUCCCCUGUGCCGCCAGUCAGUGAAGAGGAGAAGGCGGGGCUACAUGUCGUCACCGGGAGUGGCCCCAGAUGGAGGAUGGGGCUGGUUCGUCCUCCUCGCCGCUCACUCCACCUUGAUUUUUCGGGAGGGUAUUGCCAAGUGCCUGGGUGUGUUCCUCCCCACGUUUCGGGACGUCUUCGGAACAAGCACUUCCCUGAUUGGUAUGAUCAGCUCCCUUUGCGUGACUUUCGCCGAUUUUACAGGUCUCAUAAGCGGACCUCUUUGUCAGCGGUUUGGUUGCCGCCCUGUUGCCGUGGUAGGCGGUAUCUUCGCUAGCUCUGGUCUGAUCAUUGCUGCUUUCUUUGCGCAGACAACCCUUCAAUUGUCGUGGCUUCUUGCUGUUGCCGGUAUUGGGUUGGGGCUGGCCCUGACUCCAAGCUUAGUUAUGAUCAGUCGCUACUUCGACAAACGGUACAGCAUGGCGAAUGGCCUGGCCUACUCGGGCUCCGGCGUGGGGAUUCUAACAUUGGCACCUCUCUCCCAAGUGCUGAUCGACACGUACGGUUGGCGAGGGGCGCUGUCCAUUAUAGGUGCUAUGUGCUUGCACGUGACUGCAUGUGGAGCGUUGCUGAGACCGCUUCGUGGAUACGAUCAUGGGAAAAAGGACGAAGAAAAGCACGCCAUCGGUCGUCGAUACCAGCGGAUUCCGUCGAACUGUGACGAAAAUGGUAUCGAUUCCUGCGCGGAUACAGAGGAAGACACCAUCACACCGGGUGCAAUGGGACUAUCUGAACCGGAGAAGGAGUGCAAGCGAUCCUGUUGUAGAUCCUGCUGCAGCAGUUGCUGGGAGUCGAGUGAGGGCAUCCUGGGGCUUUCACUAUUCACAGAGCCACCGUUUGUGCUGCUGAUGGUCGUCCAGUUCUGUGGGCGCUUCACGUACAUGGGCUGGCUCAUUUAUCUCAUUCCACACGCCAUCGAGAAGGGCAUCAGCCCCAUUGACGCCACUUUUCUAGCCUCGGUUGCCGGAGUGACUAACAUCAUUGCUCGGGCUAGUCAUGGCGUCUUGGUAGACAGGAAGUGCCUGACAGCCACCCAGCUGCUGGCUGUAGCGGCCAUAUUGGCCGCUGUCUCCCUGCUACUAGAUCCUGUCCUCAACACCUUCAACACCCUGACAGCCGCCUCGUUGGCUUAUGGCCUAGCCAGUGGCAUCUACUUCCCUAUAUCAGUUGUCGUCGUGAAGGAGGCUGUGAACCCCGCCAAAUUCGCCAACGCGCUGGGAUGGUCGUACGGCUUUGCCGGCGUUGGGCGAAUGCUUGCUGGUUUUGUCACAGGUUGGCUGUUCGACUAUUUCGGCAACUAUGAUAUCUCCUUUAUUGUGCUGGGGAGCAUCCAACUAUCUGCCGUUUUUCUGCUACUCGUCAGCUGCUUAAUUGAAUACUGCCGUAAAUCUCGCAAGAUUGGCCUAUAGCUCUCCGCUUGGACACAGGACACAUACUGUCAGGUCAUUAACGAAGACAGUCACUGUUCAGUUCCUUGGCAAACUAGGUCCAUUGGUCAGGUUUUAUUUUGCCCCAACAACUAACCGAAUAUCUACGUUAACCAACCCAACGUAUUGAACACCAAACCUUGGUCGUUUAACCUAAAAGAAAAUACACCAUACGAGUUGAAGAUCUAAUUUAAACUUAACCCACAAAACAAACAAUGACGAUGGCUUGAAAGUGCGGUGAGAAGUGACAUGAAGUGCCCUUAGAGUAAGUCCAUUUUCUGGAAUAUUCAAGUGAUGCGGGAUAUUUUUCUUUUAUAUUUAAGCGUUGUAUAAAACGGCAUGAAUGUUUCUUACCUGCACGAUGGAGGGAUUCAGUGAUUGAAACAUUCAGGCUGAAACCUAGUGGCAUUACUCUUAUCACAACACUCUCAAGUAUUUGUUAUUUCUAGGAUCCCUGAGCUGAACCAAUAGAGGGUGCAAUUUUCCUAGCAACAGAGGCUCCCGUGAUCGUCACUGCACCGUCUCUGGUUCGCAAAUAAGUAUGAAAUGCAGGCACUAUGUUUUCAUCCCGACCAGCAAAACGAAUGUUCCCCACCAACAUGGCUCUUUUCCAUCGACGAGGGGGUGCUUCAAGGCAGAUACAACAAUGGCACAUCUAUAGUUAUCACGAUGGCUCCCUUAACUAAUAAUACUCAUAUUAGCCUACUUGUAGUAAUUGUAACCCAAGAGUGCAUUUCGAAGGAACAGAGUGGCAGAACCAGCCCCCAACAGAACAUUGUUGUAAGUGGUUUAGAGUAAAUGCACUUGCUCAUUUUCACGAAUCCCGUGUCUUUUAGCAAAGGCGCCUAAUGGUUGGUUACCACCCACUCAAAAACUGUUAGCAAAUUAAGGAAAUUGAAUACGUCUUAGAGAGAAUCACAUUUAAAGAUGAUAAAAAUGCUGCAAAGUCUCACCUUUCAACGUGAUAAACGUGCUAAUUAAAACACAUUGUUGGUUCACUUUUUACAUUCGGUGCCAAUUUUAAAGACGAUUUCUGAGGACUUUCCAUUCCUUUAUAACGUGUGUACACUGUUAUCACUUAUUGCACAUACAUGUAUGUUAUUAAUGUAGAAUGAGGAAAGCUUGUAGUAUACAGAUAUUUGCGGCCAGCUUCUUCUUUUAAAUCCACCACCAAAGGGCACCCAAAUACACGUAUUCGAGUAUGCGUACGUUUAUGUCCGAGUUGUCUACGUUUGAUUUGCCUUUUACAUUCUUUCUUUCGUGAUCGUUUAUUGUAACCAUGUUCACAAUGGCCACCAUUUGGGAAACAAAAUGGCGUCAUGCCCGACCACACGUCGCAAAUGAAAGCAUGCGUUCGAGAAAAAAACCCAUGGGGUCGGCACAGGUUAACCCGAAGUCGCUCGAUUAGAUUUGACGUCAUACCUGGGGCACACACAGGGAGGUCACUGGGUGUAUCCGGGGUACAGUUGUUCCAUUCGAUUGGAAUAACACCUCGUUAGUAAUUAGAACUAAUGCACAAACCUACAAGGAAACUCGCGCUGAGGCUUAUCAAACAGCUUUGGGAAAGUGAUCCUAACUCCAGAAACGAAUCUCAUUCUGGAUGUCAUUGAUACUGUCAUGUUACACAUUAUGCCUCGGCCAUAGGUUGAGACUUAAAGGGAUUGCCGUCCAACCCUAAUAAGCCGGUUAAUUUGUAGAGAAUGUGUCCACUAUGAUGGCCUGUAACUUUUUUUUCCUGUGUAGAGUAUCCAUGUAUCCACACCGUUUACAAUGAAAAAGGUUACUUGGUGGAAAUUGAAAACAGUUAUAUCAUGUGAAAUGUAAACGUGUGUAUAGUGUUACUUAUGGCACACGUGAUGCACAAUUUGAUAUUAUAAACACUUAAAACAACAAUUGAGACAGAUACGUACAUGGUGCGUUCGAUUGGCUUACACGGGGCAAUUCUGACCUAGGGAUCACCGUAAGUGCUGUGUCACUCAAGGUAGACGGUUGGGACGAGGUAAAAACCGAGUCAACUCAUGGAAGCUAAUCGAACACAUCCUUAA